This is a messenger RNA of Impatiens glandulifera, 852 nucleotides long. Its product is annotated as VAMP-like protein YKT61. Gene Ontology annotation, molecular function: SNAP receptor activity. NCBI's taxonomy places the organism in Eukaryota, Viridiplantae, Streptophyta, Magnoliopsida, Ericales, Balsaminaceae. The transcript is spliced from 6 exons. The record is from RefSeq and is a predicted model, not a curated record. Bases 63 to 662 code for a protein of 199 amino acids. Gene Ontology annotation, biological process: endoplasmic reticulum to Golgi vesicle-mediated transport. Gene Ontology annotation, cellular component: Golgi apparatus; membrane.
UAAACCGGGGAGGAGGAGGAGGUACGGAUUACCGGAAGAAGGCGGAAGGCGGUGGGAGAGAGAUGAAGAUCACAGCACUGUUGGUAUUAAGAUGCAAUUCGGAGGGAUCGGAGCCAAUGAUUCUUGCCAAUGCCACCGACGUUACUCAUUUCGGAUUCUUCCAAAGGCCCAGUGUUCGCGAGUUCAUUGUCUUCGUUGGUCGAACCGUAGCCAAGCGCACGCCUCCUGGCCAGCGCCAAUCCGUUCAACAUGAAGAAUAUAAGGUGCAUUCUUACAAUAGAAAUGGCCUCUGCGCAAUAGGUUUCAUGGAUGAUCCCUACCCUGUCCGAAGUGCAUUUUCUCUACUUAACCAGGUUUUGGACGAGUACCAGAAGAUUUUUGGGGAUUCAUGGAGAACUCUUCAAGAAGAUAAUAUCCAACCUUGGCCCUAUUUAACUGAAGCUUUGACUAAAUUUCAGGAUCCUGCCGAGGCUGACAAAUUGCUCAAGAUUCAGAGAGAACUGGAUGAAACCAAGAUUAUUCUUCAUAAGACCAUUGAUAGCGUUCUAGCACGAGGGGAAAAGCUAGAUAGUUUGGUCGAGAAAAGUUCUGAUCUCAGUGCUGCUUCGCAGAUGUUCUACAAACAAGCGAAGAAAACUAACCAAUGCUGUACAAUACUGUGAGGGCUGAUCUGCAUGGUCUGGAGUUAUACAAGGUCAGGAGUUUCUUUGUUUGAUGUAUAAAUUGAACACGAAAAAAUUACCACAAUUGUCCUUUAUUCGUGAAUUGCGAUCACUUGGUUCCCUUGUUUGUUACAUUUAGACCAAACGGUAAUAUAAUAUUAAUAGAUAGCUUGAUAACUGCAUCAAUUUU